AUGCUGGGGCGGUACACUCGUCGGUGCGCUUCGAGUCAAAACCGAGGCAAGAACAGCUCCGAAUUGAUCGCGAUCGAGUUGGGUCAAGAGGAUGCUCUGUCGGGAUCGCUCACCUACAAAAAGGACUUUGGUGUGCUCCAUUAUCCUGCGACUCGAGCAUCAACUCCCGAGCACGGGCAAAAAAGUGCAGGGAAACGGCAAUCGUCGGUGCCGGACCAGCCUCACCCGAUCCACCAUCUCAUGCAACGAGCCGAGCAAGAAUGGAACGAAAAGGUCGCUCGACAGAGCCGAUCCUUCGCCGAAGCGAUCGCCAAGUACCACCAUCGGUACGACCAACCUCCUCCAAAAGGGUUUGAGGUGUGGUACGCGUUCGCGGUCGAGAACAAUGUGCAGAUGAUCGACGAAUACGAUUCGAUCUACGAGAAGAUCCUUCCCUUUGCGGCGAUCCCUCAACAUGUCUUGAAGGCUCGGGCGGACAUGUCGCAGAAUCGCGAGGAGUUUUGGUUGCAGCACCAUGGAAUCACGAUCAACAUCGAGAAUAUGGGCAAGAAUGUCACCGCUCGUGGGCCGAUGAUGGAGAGCUCAAAGCAUCGAGUCGACGAGGUGAUGAAGCUGAUCAAGGAUAUCGUGCCUUUGUUGCCGAGGGAUGUCAACUUCACCUUCACGGGUGAGUGAAAAUGCCACAUGAAAAUUCUUACAGACCGUACACUGACCCAAUCAUGUUCGUUUGGCCAGGCCACGACAUUCCCUGGAUCGUCGUCGGUGGCGAGCAGAAGCAGAAGCACAUUGCGGCUGCUAUUGAGAAGCGAUGUGAGUCUUUUAAGGUUUUGAGCAGCCUUACCUUCUCCUGUUACUAAGCAAUAAUUCCCGUUCUUAAAAUAUCUCAGGAACAUGGAUCUAGAAGACUUCGGGGACGAUCGACGCCGCGGCGGGUGGGCGUCGAUGUGUCCCCCUGGCUCGCCCCUGCGAAGAGCAACCCCUUUCGACGCGCGAAUGGAGUGGAAGCCGCCGUCGGGUCUGACAUUGAUCGAGAAUCACAUCGAUUCCAUGGACGUGUGUCAUCAUCCCGAAAAUCAAGGGCUUCAUGGGUUCACUGCCUGGUACGUAGUCAAUCUAUGCAUUAACAGCACUUAUGUUGCCGUUGCUGACCUCCUGCUUUCGACCGCGGAUCAGGGAUGGCCCAAGACCGGCCUUGUUCUUCCCCAUGUUCUCCUUCACCUCCUCCCACCUCCACAAUGAUCUCCUCCUACCCGCUUUAGAGCAGUAUGGACGACCAGUUGGUCCUGAUCCGAUUUGGAGCAAGAAGAAGAAGAACGAGCUUUGUGGCGAGGGUCGAUAACGGGGUCCGCUCUCUCGAUUGACCAUAUGCGCAAAUGGAGUCAAAGACCGCGACUGGUCAAAAGCCAGUAGUUUGAUACGUGACGAGGGUGACGACGUUUCGAUAAACGGAGCUGAAGUCCGACUCUCCUUGUGCUAUUACUGAAGUGGGCCGAACGAACGAGAACAUCACCGUCGCCGUAUCCGUAUCCGUCGACGAUAAACCCAACCAACCGGGAAACCUCACCCUCCACUCGGCUCCCGCCUCAAGCUGGGCCAAGCACUAUUUCGACUUCCAGUUCUCUGGCUGCGCUCAACAAUGUGGUACACAAGCGAUGUGUCGCUCUUUCGAGGCUGAACAUCGGUGGGAUGCGUAUAUGAGUGAGGCGCAGCAGAAUGAGUACAAGUACGUUUUGGACGUGGAUGGGAAUGGUUGGAGUGGGAGGUUUCAUCGGUGAGUGGAACGAGUCUGAUCAUACAUUACUCGAAGCGUUUGCUGAACAAGGAAUGGACUGACGAACUCACCGUUCUGAGUUUAGUCUGAUGGCAAGCAACAGCCUCGUCCUUAAAUCGACCAUCUUCCCCGAAUGGUACGCCGAACGCAUCCAGCCCUGGUACCACUACGUACCCGUGAACGUCGACCACCAAGAUCUGUACUCUAUUAUGGCGUUCUUCAAGGGUGAUCUGGAAGGGAAGGGUGGGCAUGAUGUGUCGACGGAGCAGAUUGCGAUGCAGGGGAAGGAGUGGACGGAAGGGCAUUGGAGAUGGGUUGAUAUGCAGGCUUGUGAGUCUUCCAACGUUGGGCAUGGGGGGGCGUGACAACUAGGUAAAGUUGAGCUGAUUAUUUCUUGCUGUCGUCUCGUACUGUAGACCUGCUUCGACUGCUGCUCGAGGUGAGCAGUUCAGGUGCUGCCGACUUGCGCCAAGAUCUGCGGCAAGUGAAUCAUCAACUGAACAUGAUACUGAUGUGCUUCUUGUACAGUACCGAGCGAUGGAACGACCCGAACGACUACCAUAA
Microbotryum saponariae is the source of this 2335-nucleotide messenger RNA. The record is from the annotation of a GenBank genome assembly. Lineage: Eukaryota; Fungi; Basidiomycota; Microbotryomycetes; Microbotryales; Microbotryaceae.